AUGGGGUCGAAACGAUCAAAGUCUACACCUUUGACUGUAGAGGAAAGUCUGUCAGGAGAAUAUCAAGAACAGUUUGGAGUUCAGCAGCCAUCCAUGAGGAGCUACGACGAUCGCGAUCAUGGCGCCCGGAGCUACGACCAAGACGCGAUAGGAGCUCACCGAGGAGGGGCGAGUCGCGGAGGCGGCAGCUACCAAUCGUUUCAGCAAGGAGACUAUAGUUAUAGCGGAUCGUAUCUGGACGGAGAUCAACCACCUGAGGAACAGUAUUACCAGGAUCAGUAUCUUUCGGAACAUGGAUCGCAAUGCUACACAGAUGAUGGUGAACCCUACUAUGGCGAAGAUCAAGGGCAGUUUGAGCAACAUGAACAAUAUUAUGGUGGCAAGAAUGGCUACAACGACCAGAAACAAUCACCUCCGUACGAAGCAGGCUACCAUCAAGGCCACCCUGAUGGUUAUCCUCAUCAAUACGAUGACGAGCGAUACCCAGAAGAAUAUGAUGGUUACCAGCAUGGACAUCCUGAAGCCUAUGACGAAUAUCAAAUUGGUCAUCCAGACGACUACAAUCCAGAGUAUCGUGAAGCAAAGUCACAAGACUACAGAGGACAUCGACAAGCAGAUCAUUACGACGAAUACGACGAUGGAUAUGACCGAGGCCAUGGGCAACAACGUCGUGAUUGGCCCCAACCAGAGGAAGAAUUCAGUCACUUUGAUGAUCAAGAACAGUCAUACGUUUCUUAUGGUCAGAAUAAUAAACGAUAUUCAUCCUAUGAAGCUCGUCAGAAUGCUGAAGGCCACUGGGAGGAAGCAUCUGAAAUCGAUGGUGGUGGUACCAUUUCAUCAAAAACAUUGAAUACCAAUCUCGAGGGCAUGAAAUAUAUCCCACCAUACGACAACAAUACCUAUUACGGAGGCGAGGAGAGUGCUUUUGAUUACUCAGAAGGCCCGGAACUGGCAAGAAGCGAACCCCCUGAAAUCCCAUUCCAUGGAGCUUCGACCCUCGAAUCGCCACUACAUGACGAUGAAGGGUCGCAAGGAAGUGGGUCCGUUUGGGAUGGCACUGACCUUCGAAAUAGAUCGUUGGUGGAUAAUCCUGUCAGCCCACUGAGUCAAACACAGUUCACCAUUGGCAAUCGAACGGAAUAUUCGGACGAAUCUCGAAGCACUCGUAGGCCUGUGAGCAGGUUUAUUCAGAAAACAAAGAAAAAUGUCGGAUGUGCUGGUGUCACAUACGGCGAUGGAGAGUUCCAAGUGAGAGCCAAACGGGGCAAACGAGGAGGAGGAGGCAGUCGAUCCAAAAGUAAGCGAGGCGAAAGUGCCACAAUCUUGGACAUUAUGUUCAAUGUCGGACACGAUUUGAUCGUAGGCACAUCAAAGGACAGGGGAGGACGACGCCGUAAGCGAGAUCCCGCAGGCAAGAUUGUGGAUGGAUUUAAAGAGAUGUUUAAUUGUGGUGUAGAUAACGACGUGGAUGAUGACGAUGAUGACGAUUAUGGCUCCUACCACUCCUAA
Cylindrotheca closterium is the source of this 1509-nucleotide messenger RNA. The record is from the annotation of a GenBank genome assembly. Lineage: Eukaryota; Bacillariophyta; Bacillariophyceae; Bacillariales; Bacillariaceae.